UCCGAUCUAUGCUCCAGUCCAUUAGGUGGCGGUAAUCCACCUCUAAGCUGCCAAAAGCAGAAGAGUCUGCAUUUCAUUCAUACAGCUGGCGACUGGACUGGAGUCCUGGAGGAGUCUGAUGCUGUCGGUCUUGGCUCACAGCUUCUUGUUUUUAUUUUUUUUUCCGCUGAAGAUGAGCUUUGAGGGUUUUUUCUCUGUGGAGUUUCUAUUCUGGCGACUUGAGAGGAAGAGCUGAGCUGCUGCUCGAGGGAAAUCCCGAAAACAUGACCUGAAAGGAGCGGAUCCCCCAAAGAAAGUGACUUGAUGAGUGUAACUUAGUUUAAUGCUUCAGACACGGGCUACUUUCAGCUGCUUCCAAAGUCAAAAUUUCCUUUUUUUACGUGCACCUGUAUGCAGCACCACAUCAUGGCAGCAGCAUGUUGCGUGUUUGUUAUUUCGCUCUGUUUCCAGUUUAAAACAGCUGUAGCUUUUCUACUGUGAGCCAACGCGUUGUUCACUGUAGGUAAAGCCUGCUGUAACGACUGAUGAUCAGGACUGUCAGAGAGUCUAUUCAGAGUGGGAGGUUCUGUUUAUGUGGUGUGUUCAAGAGUUUCGGGUUAACACGAAUCUGGGAGAGUCGCCGUUACAUCCGUUAUUUGUUGUCUUGUUGACUGAAAUCGCAGACACAGAGUUCCAGUGGCGCAAAAUGUCUGCAGGAACUUCCCGGUGUCAGAACAUCUGAAACAUGUUUUAUGUUUGGUUCGCAUUUUGUUUGACCCUCACAGCUCGGAUUGUGACCGAAGUCCAUUCCUCCUGUCUGAUCUUCGCGUAAUUCGGACUGUGGGGCAGCGAGUAACCUUGAUGUUUGCAGUUUCCGAGCUGUAGCGCUCAGCUGCAAAAACGACAGCGCCGAUCAAGCAGCGCAUUUAAUGGCUCAUAAUCUGUCACGUGUCGAACACGUCACCCACCCCCACCCAAAAAAGGAAAACAAAAACACUUAUUCGUUGCCAAAAUAAACAUCAGCUGUUCAGUUUUUCCUCACAAAUGUUGUCCGCUGCGGUUUUCCUGUGUUUGCUGGUCAUCCUGGUUUCCGGAUUAAAAGAGCUCAUUGUGAAUCCUGGACAAGAUGCCCCUCUUCAGUGUCAGGGUUCCAGAGAUGCAGAGAUCACCCUGUUGGAGUGGAACAGAGCUGACCUCAAAUCAGAUGAUUAUGUCUUCUUGUACAGAAACCAGCGCCCAUAUGAAAACUACCAACAUGAGUCCUUCAAAGGCCGAGUGAACCUGAUGGAUCCGUCCAUGAAGGAUGGAAAUGUUUCAGUGACGCUGAGGAACGUCAAGCUCACCGAUACAGGAACGUACAAGUGUCAGAUUACAACCAAGGAAACAGAAAGUGUCACCCAUGAGUGCUCCAUCAGCCUCAAAGUCACAACCUCAGAUAAACACACCAAGGAGUCCCAGGCUGAGUCCAAGGAUGGAGGAGAGAGGGAUACGUGUCUGUCUGUCAUCAUCCCUGUCCUGUCAGUUUUUGCUUAUUACUGAUAUUAUGUAAUUGCCCGCAGAACCUGAAAAAUGUGUCCGAUCUCUUUACUGACAGUGAGUUCUGCUCUUCAACAAAGACGAAUCUUUCAAUAGGAUCUGAUUCUGUUAGAGCUUCAUGCAGCGCAUUGACAACCUCACCAAUCAUUACAGUUAAAUCAGUCAAUGUUAGAUCAGUGCUGUCCCAUUGUGGCUGUAAAAGGCUUUGAGUUUAACCCUGGGUUUUAUGUACUUGUAGCUUUAUUGUUUGAAGCCUACAGCAGAGCUUGGCUUUUCUCUGGGAACAGGCAGCAGGUGGAGGAGCAGCUGGUAUGCUGGUUGAGUCUUUCCAAAAGAAAAAAUCAAUCUAUCCUUUUUCUUUAGCUUAUCUGGAGUGGGUUAUGGGAGCCCCAGCCUGAGCAGAGAAGGCUAGACCUCCUUCUCACCAGCCACUUCCUCCAGGUUGUCCUGGAGCCUCCUCUCAGUGGAAAAAAUGAAACGAGUAGGUGUUGUUUUUGUUUGGGUGGGGGGGCUGCUUUGAGAAAGACCAACAGAAUCAGCAUUAACAUGUAAUAUAAGCUAUAUAUCCCAGCGCAUGUGGGCAGAGGUGGAGGCAUGCAGUGCAUCUAUUGUAGCAAGGCUUGGAACAUCUUAGAUCCAAAGUAUACUACUGAAUAAGCUCCUUAUUACCUUCUUUAAGCACUUUGUUUUGCACUUUAAAAAAAUAUUUGUUUUUUAACCAACUGCAGGCACUUUCCUCCUUUUUGCUGAGACCGUAUCAGUGGUUUCCAUUCAGAUGACCUCACAUUUAAGAUCACUGGCUCAGGCAUCCCUGGACUGUUUUCAGCACAGCUGCAGUUUUAAGAUCUCAGCAGACAUCCUAUUAUGUCCUCUUGUACUUGUGUCUCUGUGAUCAAUCGUCUUAAAUGAGUCAGAACUGGGACCUUUCAAAUCAUUUUCACUUUUGGGAAGUGGACAACGUCACGGGGAGGCUAGUGUGGUGAAUAGGGUGGUGAUCAAAGAUUUCACUCAGACUUUAAUGUACAGAGAGGGUCAGACACCUCCUACAAUUUGUGUUUAAGACUGACUUGAAUUUCAUUCCUGAGCAGUUUUCUGAUGAAGACAUUCAAAGACUGGUGGCAGGUCUAAAAACAGCAGCUGCACCUAAAACAGUCCAGAGGUUUCUGAUUUUUUAUUAAUCUGUUCUUUGGUUUAUAAAGAAUGUACUUUUAUUAUAUAUGUGUAUUAAAGUUAUCUGUUAGUCAGUGUUAGGGGACCAUGAUCAGCCGUUACCAUUGUUUAUCGUGCUUCAGUUUGUUUAAUGCGCAGCAUAUAAUCCUGACAAAUAUACAACACAUUGACUCAUCACUGAGUGAUGAGUCAAAUACAUUUUAAAUAAGCAAUUCAUAUAAUGGAAAUCUAUCAGUGCAAUGAUUGGAUAAAAUCUGUUGAAGAAACUGAGCAGGAGUUUACUCCACAUCAGGAGGAAACAAGACUCUGUGUGUUUGUACAUGUCAGAUGGAUGACAUACAUAAGCUAUAAAGUGUUGUGAUUACGUCAUUAUUAAAAUUCGCAGUGUUCCUUGUUUUCUUUGUUUUAUAUUAACCGUUUGUGUGAAUGUUCUGACUACACACAUCUGACUUCAUCUAGAAGGCUGAAGGAUGUGUAUGGUGGUUUUCAUGUGAGGCCUUUUAUUUUGUCUCUGAAGUAGUAAGUGGGGGCAGGCCCCAUGAUUGGAAGGUCGGGGGUUCGAAUCCUCUGAACGGCUACCCUGAGGUACCCUGAGCAAGGUACCGUCCCUACACACUGCUCCCUGGGCGCCAAUGGCUGCCCACUGCUUCCCACUGUCUGUUUAAUAUCUUUUUAAAAUAAUGUUAAAUCUUAUUUUGGGUCAAAGUCAGAAAACAUUUAAAACACGUCAUGUCAGAUUUGACUGCUGAUUCUAUGCGUGCAUAUUUUAUGCCCUGGUGACCAUAAACAUUAAAGGAGGUGUAGAUGAUGCUUCACAAAUAACGACCAGUGUUUCCUGAUGGCUGCAGAGCAUGGUGAUAUGCUGUCGUCCUGCAGCUGCGGUGCCAGAGAUGAGUCCAUCCUGUGGAGAUGAAAGCUUAGUUUAACUUUGUCGUGUUGCAAAUCACAUCAAGUUUCACCUGGAUGAGAAAACAGUCUUGGAGUCAUAACUGGUUAUGGUGAUCUUGGACUAGUUAUUUUUCCUCCCACCUCCUUAGAUCACCAUGACCUGCAUGACUGAAAACCUACAGAGACUUGGUUAUUGUUUUUAUUGAUGUUUUUGACUCACUGUCAGUGGAUCAUGAGUUCUGUUUAAAGGAUCAAGGGUCAACACUCCCUCCUCACAUCCAGCUGUGGCCCUGCCACCCUCAGAGCUCUGUGCAGACCCCAAUUUAAAAAUAAAUUGUCCCUAAAUGUCUGUUUUCAUCCGUCCUUUUAACAGGAGCUGUUUUAAAAUUUUCUUCCUUUUAGCUCAAAGUGGUAAAUCUGUACCUAAGAUGCAUGCAGCUCUUGGACACUUUGUGUCAACAACUAGAAGCCUUUGGUGAAACUUACAGACUAGCCCGUCCUUACUUUCACAGGAAGUCGGAGCUGAUCAUGUUUUUUUUUUUUCUCUGUAAUUUUCCAGGAUCACAUCGGAACCCACAAAAGUCUCUGUGUGGCUAAAACAAAAUAAGACUGUUUGUAUCACAGUAAACUAGACAUAUAGACACUAUUACUGACCAUUACUGACAAAAUGAUUCGAAAACUGUGGACAUCGGUUUCUGUUUUACAUGCUUUCUGUGUCUGUUUAUCUCUCCAUCAGAAAAUGUUUCACUCAUCUCCACAGUUUUUAAGUCUCGAGCAGCAGAACAGCUGCACGCCUUGAACAUCUGUUUUCUCCCCCUGAGACUUAAAAUAUGAGCAAAGAAAUAGGCCGUGAAAGGAGGACUGAUGGUGGAGUGGCUGUGAUCAUCAAGUGUUUUUGAGGAGAAAGAAGAUGUGCUGCCACCUGCUGGCUGUACUUUGUAACUGAAAUUGUGAUAAAACGAUGACAUAGAUCAUUUCUUUAGGUUUAACUUUGAUUUGAUAUAUAAUGCCCCCCCCCCCCCUUCUGUUAUAUUUUGAAGAUUAGUCUCCUGUUGUGUUUCUGUUUACUGCAUUUACUAUUUCAUUCCUCACCCAAAACCACUGUGAGCCUUUCAUGCUGAAGGAUGUCUUGAUUCUUAAAAUGCAUCGUGAGGAUUGCGAAGCUCCAGGAGGAGCUGUAAUUUUGUUUAUAUUGUUUAAAGGUCUUGUAAUUACUGAGAAUAUUUUAUUAUAUGAUUAUAUUAUGAUCUAAAUAUUUAAAUCAUAUAUGAAUGUAUUGUUUGUAGCAUAUAUGCAUGAAGAUCACUGGACUGUAAUAAUUUAUAAUGUACAUGUGAAGCUGAAUUGUUUUGUGUCUGCAACAGUGUGUAACUUGAGUGAUGCAACAGUAAAUAUAAAUAUUA
Molecule: messenger RNA, 4976 nt
Organism: Maylandia zebra (zebra mbuna)
Lineage: Eukaryota; Metazoa; Chordata; Actinopteri; Cichliformes; Cichlidae
Product: V-set domain containing T-cell activation inhibitor 1
Biological process (GO): regulation of cytokine production; T cell receptor signaling pathway
Cellular component (GO): external side of plasma membrane
Molecular function (GO): signaling receptor binding
Source: RefSeq, a predicted model, not a curated record